GAAAAUGGUAGCAGCGCACACCUCUGGCCAUUCCUCUGCGUCUGCAGAUUGGAUUAUUUGCCUUGAUAAAAGACCUGCUGAGCGCUCUGGGGAAGAUGUGGAGAUCAUCCUGGCCAGGCUGAAAUGUGUGAAGGCCUUUGAGCGGUUCCACCCUAGCCUUCUACAGCAGAUAUGCCUGUGUGGAUUCUACGACUGUCUAGAGAGGGGUAUCACAUUAUACCGGCAAGGAGAUAUUGGUACCAGCUGGUAUGCUGUCAUCUCUGGCUCACUUGAUGUGAAAGUGUCAGAGACAGCAAAUCAUCAGGAUGCUGUCACGAUCUGCACUCUGGGUAUUGGGACAGCAUUUGGGGAGUCGAUCCUGGAUAAUACCCCUCGGCAUGCCACCAUUGUCACCCGGGAAUUCAGUGAACUCCUCCGCAUCGACCAGAGGGAGUUUAAGUCUCUGUGGGAGCCCUACAGGAAGGCACUAGUGAGUGAGUUGGUCAGGAUAGGAGGUGUCACACUGUCCAAAGGCCCCUGUCUGUCCUGUCCUGGUUGA
This is a messenger RNA of Coregonus clupeaformis (lake whitefish), 538 nucleotides long. RefSeq names its product rap guanine nucleotide exchange factor 4-like. Gene Ontology annotation, molecular function: cAMP binding. The record is from RefSeq and is a predicted model, not a curated record. Gene Ontology annotation, biological process: spermatogenesis. The transcript has 5 exons. The coding region runs from base 5 to 538 and encodes 177 amino acids. Lineage: Eukaryota; Metazoa; Chordata; Actinopteri; Salmoniformes; Salmonidae.